Molecule: messenger RNA, 3573 nt
Organism: Cataglyphis hispanica
Lineage: Eukaryota; Metazoa; Arthropoda; Insecta; Hymenoptera; Formicidae
Gene: wg
Product: protein Wnt-1
Exons: 4
Coding region: 1193-2377 (394 amino acids)
Biological process (GO): neuron differentiation; cell fate commitment; multicellular organism development
Cellular component (GO): extracellular region
Molecular function (GO): frizzled binding; cytokine activity
Source: RefSeq, a predicted model, not a curated record
GAGAUCAUAAGCGAGAGAGACACAAAGAGAAAAAGAGAGAGAAGGAGAAGUGAAGAGAAAGAGAAAGAGUUCGAAACGGAAAAGGGCAAAUAGAGGACAUCUCUCUCCCCUUAUAUUGUCGUACUUCGAUACGAGCACGCGUGCACGCACGCUCGCGGCAGGCACGCAUGAACGCGCGCGCACCACCGUCGCUGCCACCGCUACAUCGUCGCCACCGCCACCGCCACCGCCGUCGCCGCCGCACGUUACCACUCGGAGGACCUCCCCGUGAAGAAAGCAGAGAGUUGGCACGUACGGCCGACGGAUGAACGGAACGGAAGGAGCAGAGCGCGGCACGCGUAAUCCCUGAGAGAAAGAGAGAGAGAGAGAGAGAGAGAUAUUAGGUGAGAAUCAUUCGGAUCUACAGUGACGUUUCCGAAUCCAUGAUUCUCCUUACCUGACCUGAUCUGACCCGAUCCUCGCCGAGCAGCUCGCAGUCGGCGUAUACCAUCGAGGGGGUUGGCAGGUAUAAAACAUUCUCGGGCCAUUUUGUGUGCUCGUACCGUCCGUUUCUGUCUCCCACCACUAAUCGUCCGAUCGCACGCUCUCGAAGGGUGACACCCACCCUUCGGAGAGCCCUUCGGGGAGGGUGAAAUUUCCCUGGUCGGCUCACACGUCGAGCGGCAGUCGCAUUCAGCAACCAGUCAGAAGCUUAAGCGUCGUAGUGUUUGCCGGAACUAAUCGACACGUUGACAGGACCAGCAAGAUUGGCUCUCUCGGUCCGUCGUGAGGCAGAACGGACAAGAGGAUCUUCAGGUCAGUGCACAGAAGUGUUUGCUGAGAGAAAGACGGUGCAUAUCCUCGCGCGAUAACGCCGAUCAACUUCGAUACGGUUCGCCGAACGUUCGAUUCCGAGGGAGUGACGUGGUGGAUCGCGGCGAUCGUUAUCGCGACACCCCGGAAGGAUCGCGGUGUUAGGGACGAUCUUGUCGAACGAUUAGCAUCGGGAUCGUGAGCGCAGCGAUUCCGUGAGUGCGGUUCGCAGGUUCGACGAAGGUACGAGAAUCGCGCGAGAUGUUCGUUCAGUGAAUACAAUUGGUGCACGGUGCUUGCUGCCGAUUGCGGUGAGAUAAGGACGAUCGGAGGAUUUUCUUUUUUUGCGCGCGUUGGAUACACUCGUGGGGAUCGAGACACGCGAGACACACCCUGGAAGAUGAGGCCCUGGAUGCUGCUAGCUGUGCUCUCGGUGACGGCGUACCUGUCGUUGGCGGAGAUCACCAGGAACAAGAGUCGCGGCAGGGGAUCCAUGUGGUGGGGCAUUGCGAAAGCGGACGAACCCAACAAUUUUUUGCCAGUGUCACCGACUUCCCUGAUGGAUUCCUCAGUCUAUGCGACUCUGAGAAGAAAGCAGAGGAGGCUCGUUAGGGAAAAUCCUGGAGUGCUACAGGCAGUGGCGAGAGGUGCGAAUCAAGCCGUCGCCGAAUGUCAACAUCAGUUUCGCAAUCGGCGAUGGAACUGCUCGACGAAAAAUUUUCUUCGAGGAAAAAAUCUCUUCGGCAAGAUCGUCGAUAAAGGAUGCCGGGAGACCGCUUUCAUCUAUGCUAUCACGAGCGCGGCUGUGACUCACAGUAUCGCGAGAGCAUGUAGCGAGGGCAGCAUUCAGUCGUGUUCCUGUGACUAUACUCACCAAUCACGCACAUCAUCCGCCGUUCGGGAUUGGGAAUGGGGCGGUUGCUCGGACAAUAUCGGAUACGGCUUCAAGUUCUCUCGCGAAUUCGUCGAUACUGGCGAACGUGGCCGCAACCUCCGCGAGAAGAUGAAUCUGCAUAAUAAUGAAGCCGGCAGAACGCACGUGUCUUCGGAAAUGCGUCAGGAAUGUAAGUGUCACGGUAUGUCGGGCUCGUGCACGGUGAAAACUUGCUGGAUGCGGCUGCCAAGUUUCCGCGUGGUCGGCGAUAAUCUAAAGGACCGCUUCGACGGCGCCUCCCGGGUAAUGGUCAGCAAUUCGGAUCGCGUGCGCAGUAACGUGCACGUCAACUCGGCGAGUAACUCCGUGCACCAGCAUCGGGACGGUCUUGCACGCCGGCAGCGUUACAACUUUCAGCUGAAGCCGUACAAUCCGGAGCACAAGCCACCCGGGCCGAAAGAUCUCGUUUACCUGGAACAGUCGCCGGCGUUCUGUGAGAAGAAUCCGGCGCUCGGCAUCCUGGGCACCCACGGACGACAGUGCAACGACACCAGCCUCGGCGUCGACGGCUGCGAUCUGAUGUGCUGCGGCAGGGGCUACAAGACCCAGGAGGUGGUGGUGAUCGAGAGGUGCGCUUGCAUCUUCCACUGGUGCUGCGAGGUCAAGUGCCAGAAGUGCAGGACGACAAAAACGGUACACACAUGUCUGUAAAACGGACUCGGUCAAUUUAAUAUAAAAUAAAUCUUCAUUAUUUUCGAGACAAGUUUCAUGCGCAGGGUUAUAUAAUUGAAGCUCGACGUCUCGCUCUGUUUUCACAAAAGCUUGGAGUCAAAUUACGGUAUGUCGAAGGCAAACGAAACUAUUUCUCUCUCUAGCUCGAUAGAUUCUUCUAAUAGCCUCUCUAGCGGACGACUCUCAAGGUCUGAUUCUGCGAGAGAUCCCGCCGCGGGACUCGUCGGAUGAGUCCGAGGUCGUAAAACCCGCGCGCGAAUCCGCGGGGCCUCAUCAUUUCCACAGUAUUACGCUCGAAACCACAUAUAUUUAUUACGUCGCGUGGCGCGUAUUAAAGACUGACAUGGUGAAAAGCGUUCGCGCGAUCGUAGAUUUUUAAGAUUUUUAGAUGGGAAGAUUGAGGGAUGCGUGGAAGCAGUAUGUAAAUAUCGGUGCAACUACCGAUAUAAAUACCAGUAUAACUGGUCCAUCUUUAUUCUAGGAAGAAGGCUCUGACAUCUUAGAUGUCACGCUGGUAGAAGAAAAUAAUUUAAGGCUACUCUUAUUAUGCAUAUUCAGCACAACUGUCACUUGUAGUGUUCAAAUUCAAUUUAUUAUAUAUUUCUUACUCUCUCACUCUCACUCUCUUAUCAUCGAUACAUCAAUUUACAAAAUAUUUAAUAACUACGAUAAAUAGAUUGCUGUAAAAAGAAGCCUUUAAUUAUUUUAUCCUACUGCAUAUAUGAAGUCCAUAUUUAACGUGAUCGAUUCAACGCGAGCAUCGUGGUCUCGCAAAACAUUAUUUAUUCUAAAGAUAUUUUUUUCUCCGGUUUACAUUAGCUCCUUCGGAGAAAUCAACAACCUCGAAUACAGAGAUGCGUAUUUACGUGUAUUGUACAUAAAUAGAUUAUAGUGAUAUAUUUUGCAGUAAUGCGAGCCGAUCGGCGAUCGUAAUAUAUGUACUUCUCCAUAAGAAAUUUUUGUAAAUAUAAAAUGACUUUCACGCGUGGGAUGAAGAUGAUGCCCGAUUGAUGUCCGAUCUCUUGGGUGUCAAUAAAUUAUUUUUAUAUCUUUUUAAUAUUCUCUCUCUUUCUUUCCUUUCGUUUUCUUUUACUGAAAUCCGGGGUUUCGAGAAUCCCGCAGGCUUAAAGACAUCUAUCACAAAAUGCAGGAUAGAAAAACUAUUACGAAUAAGA